GUCCUGCAAUUCACAGAAGCUCAUCCAGACCAGCAAGUGUCGCUGUAGCGCAGGAGCGUUCACAACAAACCAUCCAGCUUGUUGUUGGCGGAAGUAUAUCAUACUUCUGUCUUGUAGUUCAUUUAAUUCUCCAUGUGGCUGUAAUGGUCACGCUUACUUCAUUCUGUAUUCUCUAAAGCAUUCAAAAUGGGUAAAAAGGGUAAAAAAGAAAAGAAAGUGAAAGGAGCGGUGAAAACCGCCGCCAAAAUGGAGAAGAAGGUGUCAAAACGAUCGAAAAGAGAAGAGGAGGAUUUAGAGGCUUUAAUAGCAGAAUUUCAGUCUCUGGACGCGAAAAAGACGCAGGUGACCGAGAGUGUGUGUGACCCUCCGUCACCCAGGUUGAACGCCUCUCUAUGUGCGCAUCCUGAAAAAGACGAGCUGAUUUUAUUCGGAGGGGAAUUUUUCAAUGGGAAGAAAACUUUUCUAUACAAUGAAUUAUUCUUCUACAACAUUAAGAAGAACACCUGGGUGAAGGCCGAGAUCCCGAACCCUCCUCCAAGACGCUGCGCUCAACAGGCAGUGGUGGUUCCCCAGGGUGGGGGGCAGAUGUGGAUAUUUGGGGGGGAGUUUGCGUCCCCUGACGGCGAGCAGUUCUAUCACUAUAAAGAUCUGUGGGUGCUUCACCUGGGCACACGCACAUGGGAGCAAAUCAAAGCUCCUGGCGCUCCGUCUGGCAGGAGUGGACAUCGCAUGGUCCUGAGCAAACGACAGCUACUUGUGUUUGGAGGUUUCCAUGAGAGCACCAGGGAUUAUAUCUAUUACAAUGAUAUCCAUGCAUUUAACCUGGACACAUUGACAUGGAGCCGUCUCCAGCCCACAGGAACUGGCCCAUGUCCACGUUCAGCCUGUCAAAUGACCCCCACUCCCGACGGCAAUGGCAUCAUCAUCUAUGGCGGAUACUCCAAAUCUAGAGCGAAGAAGGAUGUGGAUAAAGGAACCAUUCAUUCUGACAUGUUCCUGCUGAGGCGGGAAGGCAAAGAGGAGCAAGAAAAGUGGACAUGGACACGAGUGAACCCUGCAGGAGUGAAGCCCCCUCCUCGUUCUGGCUUCUCAUUGGCUGUGGGCCCUGGGGGCCGAGCGCUCCUCUUCGGUGGCGUCUGUGAUGAGGAAGAUGAGGAGUUUUUGGAUGGAGAUUUCUUUAAUGAUCUUUACUUUUAUGAUAUCAACAAAAAUCGGUGGUUUCCUGCCCAGCUAAAGGGAAACAAGUCAGAAAAGAAGAAGAGGCGCCGUGGGGCGAAGGUAGAACAGACGAAUGAAACUGAAGAGGAGAAAGAGGAGGCACGGGGUCCCACCGAGAUUGUUAAAGAGAUUGUCGCCGAGGACGGAACGGUUAUGACCAUCAAGGAAGUGAUUCCAGCCGCACAGGCAGAGGAGGACAUUGAGGACGAAGAGGAGGAGGAUGACGAAGAGGUGGAGGCUGCUGCAAUGGCUUCCCUGGUGGAGCCCUGUCCUCGCUCUAGCGCCAUGGCAACAGUAAAGCACGGCAAGUUGUACUUGUAUGGCGGAAUGUUUGAGGUGGGGGAUCGACAGUUCACCCUCAGCGAUCUCUACAGCCUGGACCUGCAUAAGAUGGACCUGUGGGACGUCCUAGUGGAAAUGGACCCCAAGACGCAGGAGUGGCUGGAAGAAUCAGAAGAGGAAGAUGAAGACGAAGAAGAGGAGGCAAAGGGAGGUGAUGAGGAGGAGGAUGAUGAGGAAGAGGACGAAUCUGAAGAGGAGGGUGAAGAAAAUGCGGACCAUCCCCCAGUAAAUCCCGGAGAAGCUCUUGUGGAUUAUCAAACACGGACUGAGAAGUAUUGGCUGGGUCUGGCCAGAGCAAACAUGGGUCCUGAUGCCAAAGAGAAGAAAGUACAAAAGGUCGCCCACGCCAUGGCAAAGGUGGUCUUUGAGGAUCAGGAAUGAGAUUAAACAAGUGUGCGUGUGCUAAGAUAAUUAAAGGGUUUGUUUGUAGGAGAAUGUAUUUGUGUUCUCGUGUGUGUGUGUGUGUGUGUGUGUGUGAGAGAGAGAAAGUGAACAAAAGAGAAUGAAUGAAUGUGUGUUUGAGUUUUAAAAGCAGCUAUAGCAUGUUCUUCUGACUUUAAUGUUUCUAAAGCAUUGCCGUUUUGUCAUUAUUAUUAUUUCUUCAUCAAAGUAGUUUAGUAUUGUUUUUUCCCUGCUUUCCUCAACCCUUUCUGAACAGAUUUGGAAGCCAUUUUGGGGUUGUGACCACUGCUGUAAAUCAUACUAAGCUUUAUUAAAUUUCUUAAAUUUUAAAUCAAAAUAUUUGAUUAAUUUUGUCCUUUAGCACAUCUAAGUUUAU
Molecule: messenger RNA, 2338 nt
Organism: Pimephales promelas (fathead minnow)
Lineage: Eukaryota; Metazoa; Chordata; Actinopteri; Cypriniformes; Leuciscidae
Gene: klhdc4
Product: kelch domain containing 4
Molecular function (GO): protein binding
Source: RefSeq, a predicted model, not a curated record